Oryza sativa Japonica Group (Japanese rice) is the source of this 1787-nucleotide messenger RNA. RefSeq names its product probable receptor-like serine/threonine-protein kinase At5g57670. Gene Ontology annotation, molecular function: protein kinase activity; ATP binding. NCBI's taxonomy places the organism in Eukaryota, Viridiplantae, Streptophyta, Magnoliopsida, Poales, Poaceae. Gene Ontology annotation, biological process: protein phosphorylation. The record is from RefSeq and is a predicted model, not a curated record.
GAAUCAAGAUUUCAGUACAAGAAUUUCUCAAAUCUCACACAGAUUACCAAAAUCCAGUGUCAAAUUCAGGAGAAUGUUUGCUCUGCUAAUCUGCUAUAGCAUUAUGCAGAGGCGGUCCUUGGAGGACCGUGUCCACGCGUGACCAGCGCGUGCGUAUCCCCGCGAAACGCCUCGUCGCGUUCAUAUUUGCUCACGGCUCGCGCGGCACUCGCGAGAGCACCUCGGCGUUAGUACCCAUCAAUGCCUCCCUCCUCCUCCUCCUCCGCCACCACCACCAGCUCGCCGUCUCGUCUCCCUCCUCCGCUUCGCCUCCUCUGAUCACCUCGCUCGCCGGCGACGCCGCGAUCGCCACCGCACCGCAGGGCAUUGUGUCGUCGAGGGGAGAGAUGAGGCCUCUGUACCUGCGCAGCAGCGGCAGCUUCAAGAAGCUGCUCCUCUCCAUCAGCCACCGCGGCGCCAAGAACGGCAAUGGCGACGCCGCCGCCAAGGAGAGAUACACGCCCGCCGCCGCCGCGGCGGCGCCGGAGUCGCCGCGGAAGCCGGCGUGGCGGUGCUUCUCCUACGAGGAGAUCCACCGCGCCACGAACGCGUUCCACGAGGGCAACCUGGUGGGGAAGGGCGGGUCGUCGGAGGUGUACCGCGGCGAGCUCCCCGACGGGCGGGCCGUGGCGGUGAAGCGGCUGAUGGGCGCGUGGGCGUGCGAGCGGCGGGAGCGCGACUUCCUGGCGGAGCUCGGCACGGUGGGGCACGCGCGCCACCCCAACGUGUGCGCCCUCCUCGGCUGCUGCGUCGACCGCGACCUCUACCUCGUCUUCCACUUCUCCGGCCGCGGCUCCGUCUCCGCCAACCUCCACGACGAGAAGAAGGCGCCGGCGAUGGGGUGGGCGGUGCGGCGCGCCAUUGCCGUCGGCACGGCGAGGGGGCUGGAGUACCUGCACAAGGGGUGCCAGAGGAGGAUCAUCCACAGGGACAUCAAGGCAUCCAACGUGCUUCUCACCGACGACUUCCAGCCUCAGAUUUCCGAUUUCGGGCUCGCCAAGUGGCUGCCGUCGGAGUGGACGCACCGGGCGAUCGCCCCGAUCGAAGGAACAUUCGGGUGUUUGGCACCGGAGUACUACACGCAUGGCAUCGUCGACGAGAAGACGGACGUGUUCGCGUUCGGCGUCUUCCUCCUGGAGAUCAUGACCGGGAGAAAGCCGGUGGAUGGCAGCCACAAGAGCUUGCUCAGCUGGGCGAGGCCGUUCCUGAACGAGGGGAGGAUCGAGUCGCUGGUGGAUCCGAGGAUCGGCGGCGACUACGACGGCGAGGAGGCGCGGCGGCUGGCGUUCGUGGCGUCGCUGUGCAUCCGCUCGUCGGCGAAGUGGAGGCCAUCCAUGACCGAGGUGCUGGAGCUGCUGGAAGGCGUCGAGAUCCGGCAAGAACGGUGGACGAUGCCCGAGGCAGUGGAGGACGACGACGACGAGGAGCUAUGGAGAUUCGAUGACCUGGAUGACGAAGAUGACGAAGAUGAAGAGGAGUUCAACACUGCAUCCCCAUCUUCUUGCUCAUCAUCUUUGAGCAAUUAGUAGUUAGUAAUAGUAUCUAAGAUUGUGAGUAAGCUUGUGAUGUUGUUACAAGAUGAAAUUUUUGAUAGUUACUCUCCACUGGGCCCACUUGUAAAUAGAAAGGAUUUUCAUCUUAUCAUCAUCCAACAGGCUAUGAAAAGCAAGUAGUACCAAUACCAGAGUACCAGUCCAAUUGAUCUUGACAUGAACAUCAAAAGAUAGUGUACUUUCACGCAUAAAAUA